UUUCUAUCCAGAUCUAAACUUACUAAAGCUAGAUCUAGAUCUAGAUCUACUACUAUCUACUACUCAGUCAGUCUACUAGUCUACUACUAACUAAAACUAGAUCUAGUAGUUAGUUAUUAGAUCUAGAAUCUAUAAGUUAAGUAAGACUUUUAGACUAAGACUUGAGUCAUUGACUCAUCGAGUCAUUACUACUCAUUGAGUCAUUAGGCACAUUAGAGUCAACUGUUAUAUGGAGAGAUGAUCCACAGAGUUAGAAGCCACGUUUCAUCCAGAUCUUAAGCCAAGUCUAAACCAGGAACCAAAGUGACAAUACUUUUACAUUAGAGUUACAGCUAUGAAGUAUACAAUGAAGGCAUCAAGAUAUCUGCUUCAAUCUUACCACCAGAUAUUACAUAGCUCUGGUAACAAGCAGCACUGUGUACCCUUAGUAUACAGAUACACUUUUCGCUCUUUUGGGCUGUCUCACAAAUCUGGUGUAGUUCUGAGUCCUGCAAGUUUCAAUGUACAUUGGUGUCGUCCUGGAUCAAGCUCAAACCUAAUAAUAAAGACAAACUGUCAAGUGUUCAAGUCAUACUUGUGCACAGAUGACAGAAGUGAUGUAGUGGCAGAAGAUGAAGAAUAUGGAGAGUUUGUCAGAGAAAUCUGUGCCAUCCCUGGGGUGGGGCACAGGGUUUUAGUUGUUCAACCAGAUAUCAAAACAGGAACAAGACGUUAUGUUAUGACCACCAGGGAGCUGAAGCUGGAGGAAACAUGUGCCUUAGUCAACACUCUGCCAAACUGGAAAGUUCUAGAAAAGAGGAUUGUAAGGACAGACCAUGAAAACACAGCUCAAGUCUUUGGUGCUGGAAAUUUUGAGCUUUUGGUGGAGGCAAUCAGAAAGAAUAGUUCAAUCAGUGCAGUUGUGGUAGGGAUAGAUCGCCUGACUGGCCUGCAGAUAGGCUGUUUACAGGAGGCUUGGGGGCUACCAGUCUUUGACCGCUACACCAUCGUCCUGCAGAUCUUCAAACACCACGCCCAGUCACCAGAGGCUAAGCUGCAAGUAGCUCUAGCUGAGAUCCCUUAUGUCAGAUCCCGCAUCCAGCUGAUGCAUGGUGGGUAUGAGAUGGAGCUGUCACAUUUAGCUGGGGGCUCAACCCAAAUGACCCUGGAGAAGAGACACAUGCUGCUACAGAGAAGGGAACAUAGAAUUAAAAGAGAACUGGACAAGCUGCACAGCAAACGACAAGAAAUACGACUCAAGCGCCAGCGUGACAGUCAACCAACUGUAGCUGUUGUGGGCUAUACAAAUUCAGGCAAGACAACUCUAAUCAAAGCUUUAACAAAAGAUGAAUCACUAACACCACAAAACAAUCUGUUUGCUACUCUGGAUGUCUCUGCACAUGUAGGCAUGCUGUCCAGUAGGGUCAAGGUCACAUAUAUUGACACUGUAGGGUUUAUAUCAGACAUGCCCAUCACGCUGCUGGAUGCCUUUAGAGCUACGCUGGAGGACGCCAUGAUGGCUGAUUUGAUUGUUCAUGUGCGUGAUGCCAGCCACCCAGACUUGAAGCUCCAGGUUGUGUCCGUCCACAAAACUCUCCAGAGAAUGUUGCCUGAAGGGAAGCUCAACUCCAUGAUAGAAGUCUACAACAAGGUGGACCUGAUCCCUACACAAGCUGCGGAGGCUUUAGACCCUGGCAUUCUACAGAUCUCUGCUGUCAGGGGCAAUGGCUUGGCUGAGUUAGGAGAACAGCUGGGGCAGAGACUGCUGCAGGAAACUAAUUUGAUGCAGAAAACAUUUCGCAUCCCUAACAGUGAAAAUAUAUUGAGGUGGCUGUACAGUGAAGCAGCUGUUAGCUCUGUCAGACCAGACCCAAGGGAUGGCCAGUUUCUCAUUGUUGAUUUGGUCAUUUCACCUCCUGCCUAUGGGAAAUUUUGUGCCAGAUUUGCUCGAAAAAAGAGUCAAUAGUAAAUAAAAACAGUUA
Messenger RNA from Physella acuta, 1961 nucleotides. Its product is annotated as putative GTP-binding protein 6. NCBI's taxonomy places the organism in Eukaryota, Metazoa, Mollusca, Gastropoda, Physidae. The record is from RefSeq and is a predicted model, not a curated record. Gene Ontology annotation, cellular component: cytoplasm. Gene Ontology annotation, molecular function: GTP binding; ribosome binding.